AUGGCCGUCUGUUCGGACGAAGGCUAUGUGCGAGUAUGGAGCACAUCUGACCGUGGCUCUGCCCCGGUCACAUCCCACAGAGCCGGAUAUGAAGCCAGUGGUGGUGAUGUAGUUGUUGGAGGCAGUGGCUAUGAUAGCAAUGGGAACGUUAAAUAUGAUAUACGAGAUAAGAUGAGCGCACGCCAGAAAUACAGUGAAAAGGAUUGGAAGGCACGUACACGCUCGGAAAACUCUGCUAAACGACGCAGCAAACAGCUUGAUUCGCCUCGAUCUCUUAGUUGUGGUGGGAGCCCAGGAUCAGAUAACGUGUUCAUACGCACGGAUACAGGAAAGGCAACCCACGUGCUAGCGGAGUGCGAUGCACUGAACGCAGCCAAAUUGCGGGACGAUUCUAUCGUAUAUGCAAUUGCAAGUGGCAAUUUAGCCAGACGUAUGUACUGGAAGAAGGACAAAAGCUCGUGUACAUGCGCAGCACCAACCCAGCAGGGCAUCAGCAUACCUAUUAAUAUGCCCACACACACUCGCAAAAUUGUGGUGCCUAGCGAUACGCCCUUGGCGUGUUCGAAGCUUCAUGUAAGCGUAGCUGGAAGGAUAAGCGAGCGAUCAGAAUGCAAACGGGGCAAACCAAUAGAAAGCCGCCCACACACAAGUACUCGAACUUCAGCAGUGUCCACACAAACAGAUAAUGGACAACCAGCAGAAUGCGUGAGCACACAGGUAAGGCAUCACGUCACAGGUGGCCAAAAUGCGAAUGCGUGCCAGGAAGGCACAGUAGCACACACACCGACACCCAAACAAUGCCGAGGCGACUCACAGGUAGAUCGGCGGAGAAUAUCAAAGUCACUCACACCCACUGUGACCACCCCAGCCCAUGCGGACACCACUGAAACAGCGGCUAAAAUGAGUGGGAUUUCGGGGACUAAAAAAACACGCAGCACGCUUAAGGCAAGUGGGGCGACGCUGCAUCAACUGGCAGAGGGAUCGACGAUUGAGAUGCGCGUGGAGAGUGGCAAGGAAGUGUGGGAGCGGACACGGGUGCAUAUCAAUGCGAUCCCCUUUAGGAAAUCCAAAGCAAACAGAGACAUACGGAGUUUCUUCCAACCCUUGCAAUCUGCUGCCUGUAAGCCGCAAGCAGCAUCAACCGUUGGGGAUGAGAAUAAGCCGCCGUCAAACGGCACAAAGCUCAUUGCCAGAACACGCAAAGGAGCACGUCUGUCCGUUUCAAAGCACAACUGUACUGGGAAAGCAGCAGACGAUGAGAGGAAGAGGAUAACACCGCUCGCAGCCAGUACACGUCUCAACUCAGGUAGUUGCACAAAGACCGCCAGUAUCGCCAAACUCAAUGGCAAAUCUAAAAUAGCCGCUACAAAAGGCCCGGAGAACAGAGGUGGGGACAUACAAACACACCUGCCCACACACACACGCCCAGUCCUCGCUGUUCCACGACAGAAGGCUGGUAGAAAAUUAGGAGACACGGAUGACUCAUAUGUGUCUUCUUGUAAGAGGAUGAAAACUAGUGGGAACGAAGCCGUAGACACUCAACAAACAAUGAAUCCUGUAGAUGCAUGGUUCUAUCCCGUCCAAUAAAGCCUGCAAAUUCA
Molecule: messenger RNA, 1601 nt
Organism: Sphaeroforma arctica JP610
Lineage: Eukaryota; Ichthyosporea; Ichthyophonida
Exons: 3
Coding region: 1-1587 (528 amino acids)
Source: RefSeq, a predicted model, not a curated record